Messenger RNA from Plectropomus leopardus (leopard coralgrouper), 1571 nucleotides. The record is from RefSeq and is a predicted model, not a curated record. Lineage: Eukaryota; Metazoa; Chordata; Actinopteri; Perciformes; Serranidae.
UUUUUUUUUAUCCCCCUUCUUUUUUUUCCAAUUGAUUUCAUUUUUUCUUUCCUUUUUUUUGUGUUCCCGGGGACUGAAUCCCAGCCGUAGAGAAGAAAACAGCGGAGCAAAGAACUGAAGAGAAUCUGAAAAUAAAAAAGGACUGAACGAAAAAAAGAAAGCACCGAACAUGUUCGAAAUAAGCCGAACACUCAACGCUGCUUUGUUGAGCAAUGAGGGGUCGACAGAGACACAGUGGCGUCAGGCAGAGCUCCCACAGCUCCAGGGCUGGGCAGAGAAGGGAUUGCUGACACAGCCAAAGAUGAUCAUUAGUAACAUGGAGGCUCCAGUGACAAAUGGCCCCAGCGGCGGAGGCACCACAGCCAACGGUCCGACCACCAACAGCCGCGGCUGCCCCUCACCCAUGCAGACUGGCCCAACAAACGACGACAGCAAGACCAACCUCAUUGUCAACUACCUGCCCCAGAACAUGACCCAGGAGGAGUUCCGCAGCCUGUUCGGUAGCAUCGGCGAGAUUGAGUCCUGCAAGCUGGUUCGCGACAAGAUCACAGGACAGAGUCUGGGCUACGGCUUUGUCAACUACAUCGAUCCAAAGGACGCAGAGAAAGCCAUCAACACGUUAAAUGGACUCAGACUUCAGACCAAAACUAUCAAGGUGUCAUAUGCACGACCCAGCUCAGCCUCCAUCCGUGACGCCAACCUGUAUGUGAGCGGCCUGCCCAAGACUAUGACUCAGAAGGAGCUGGAGCAGCUCUUCUCCCAGUACGGACGCAUCAUCACCUCCCGCAUCCUCGUCGACCAGGUCACAGGCCCCGCAGGUGGCUCCCGAGGUGUGGGCUUCAUCCGCUUUGAUAAGAGGAUAGAGGCUGAGGAGGCCAUCAAGGGCCUGAAUGGACAGAAGCCAUCAGGUGCCGCCGAGCCCAUCACGGUCAAGUUCGCCAACAACCCCAGCCAGAAGACCAGCCAAGCCCUUCUGUCACAACUCUACCAGUCCCCCAAUCGCCGAUACCCGGGGCCCCUCCACCACCAGGCUCAGAGGUUCAGGCUGGACAAUUUGCUUAAUAUGGCCUAUGGCGUAAAGAGGUUCUCCCCCAUCACCAUCGACAGCAUGACCAGCCUGGUCGGCAUGAACAUCCCCGGGCACACGGGCACCGGUUGGUGCAUCUUUGUGUACAACCUGUCCCCAGAUUCGGAUGAAAGCGUGCUCUGGCAGCUGUUUGGGCCCUUCGGUGCGGUCAACAAUGUCAAGGUGAUCCGUGACUUCAACACCAACAAGUGCAAAGGCUUCGGCUUCGUCACCAUGACGAAUUACGACGAGGCGGCCAUGGCCAUCGCCAGUCUCAACGGCUACAGGUUGGGCGACCGCGUCUUGCAAGUCUCCUUCAAGACUAACAAGACACACAAGUCCUGAACUUUGACAGGUAGAAGCAGUUGCCCCGCGACUUUGUCUGCUCCCAAAUUGCCCCCAACCCCCCUCCCCCACCUCCACCCGUCCCUUAGCCCCUUCAGUCACUACCACUACCACCCUACUACAGCCAUCCAACACAGCAAACUCCAACCGGAACACAAAG